Messenger RNA from Melanaphis sacchari, 702 nucleotides. RefSeq lists its product as uncharacterized. The coding region runs from base 107 to 676 and encodes 189 amino acids. The transcript has 2 exons. The record is from RefSeq and is a predicted model, not a curated record. Lineage: Eukaryota; Metazoa; Arthropoda; Insecta; Hemiptera; Aphididae.
AUCAAGAAUAAUGUCUUUUGAAUGCACGAUUAAGUGAUCCGGGACAACAGUACCCAUAUCAUGUCAUACGUCCAUCAGACUAUAGCGUACGAAUAAUAGUAAUAUCAUGUUAUUAUGUCACGUUAAAAAUCGACGAGAAAAAAAUGUUCAGAAAACGAAAAACGACGACAGAGACGUAGCCGACGUAACCGUCCCCGUUGAAAUCAUCUGUGGCGAUGGCAGCGGUGGUAGUUUCCGUUUUGGCAUAGAUGUCCGAAUUGGACAAGAUCGUGACCAUCUCCCGGUAGAUCCGUCGUGCUCUGAAAUGCUCGAUAUUUUAACGUCGAUGUUAGUCAUGUCAAGCUACUGCCUCAACGAUCACGCGGUGUGCGAAUUGUACAUGCUAACGCUAUUAAACAUGAAACGCGCCCAAGAAAACCUCUGCCUGCUGUGCCGUAAGUUGAUGAGCACGUCGACUACGGUCAACAAACUGAUCGAGUCGUCUCAUCUGGUGAAGGUGAAGUACUCUAACUCGCCCCACGGGUGCAUCCAGCUGGUUCCGGUGCGUACGCGAACGAACAUGAUUCCGCACGUGCCGAACUACCGAACGUCCCGUGCCAAGUGGGCGCUAUUCAUGUUUACUAGCGUCAGCAUGCACGAUUCGCAUACUGCAAGACCGUUGGGGGCAGUAGCAUGAUAUGACUGACAUCAGCGUCAGGCAUA